ACCCACUGAAUAAAAGGUGCAGUGGCGCGCACGGGAUCAUCUGAGAAUGUUACGGCGUUCCCGCUCCAAAAGCCCUAACAGCCUUUCCCUCCAUCUUUCUCAUACCCGGCAGCGCCUUUCAGCCGUCGUAGUGAGUGGGAGGGAGGUAGACACUAGACAGAGGAAGCGAAGGAAAGGGAUUCUUUACUGAACGAAAGGGAUAUCAAACCGAUUCUGGAAGAGUAUCGGCCCCCGUCUGAGGAUCUUAUUCAGAGAUCGAAGGUUUGGAAAUCUUUCUUCAAUUCAUUCGUCUGAGGAUCUUAUUCAGGAGGGACUGUGGUGCUCUGAUUUGUGGUUUUGGCGAGAGUGAGGAUCGCAGAAAUGGUGGGAUUAUCUAUAGGAGAGAAGUAUUUCAUACAGGGUGGCAUUGCUCAGGACCUUCGCACUGAUGGUCGGAAAAGAUUGACGCCUAGACCCAUCUUUGUUGAAACUGGAGUCAUUUCCCAGUCAAAUGGUUCAGCAAGGGUCAGGAUUGGUGCCACAGAAGUCAUUGCCAGUGUGAAGGCUGAACUUGGAAGGCCGAGCGCAUUGCAUCCUGACAAAGGAAAAGUCUCUAUAAAUGUUGAUUGCAGUCCAACUGCAGCACCAAUGUUUGAGGGUAGAGGGGGUGAGGAGCUGUCCGCAGAACUCUCAGUUGCUCUUCAGCGUUGUCUAUUAGGUGGUAAAAGUGGAUCAGGUGCUGGAAUUGACCUCUCUUCUCUGGCAAUUGUGGAAGGAAAGAUUUGUUGGGAUCUUUACAUUGAAGGCCUUGUUGUUAGUUCAGACGGAAAUCUACUAGAUGCCCUAGGUGCUGCUAUUAAGGCUGCUUUGAGCAAUACAGGCAUCCCAAGAGUAAAUGUUGCAGCUGGUGCAUCAGGAGAUGAGCAACCAGAGGUUGACGUAAGCGACGAGGAAUUUCUGCAAUUUGACACAUCCAAGGUCCCUGUCAUUGUUACAUUAACGAAGGUAGGCAGGCACUAUAUUGUAGAUGCCACAUCAGAAGAGGAAUCCCAAAUGAGCUCAGCUGUUUCUAUUUCAGUCAACAGGCAAGGGAACAUAUGUGGGUUGACAAAAAGGGGUGAUGCAGGCCUAGAUCCAAGCGUCGUUCUUGACAUGAUAUCUGUAGCACAAAGUGUAAGUGAGAGGCUGAUAAACACAUUGGAUUCUCAGAUAGCUGCGGCUGAAGCUGGUGAAGAUGAGUUGUGAUGAUAAGUAGAACCUCUGAUACAUUAAAGCAGGUGUAGGUGGGUUCACACAGGUCCUAGUUAUAUGAAAGAUUGUAAUUCUGAAUUUCUGAUAGUACAAAAAAGCUAUGCGAAUAAUUCAAAUUUGUUGUAUCAGUAUCUGGAACCCUUGUCCAAUGUUAGUAUUGGCAUGCUGUUAAAGACCAAGAGUUUGCUAAGAUUGCUUUUGUAGUCCAGAACCCCAGAUAUCCAUCAUUUUGACAUUGGUUUCAUUGUUUUAAUGAGAGAUAUGAACAAGAGUUCCUCUCUAACUUUGGAAUUCAUUA
This is a messenger RNA of Rosa chinensis, 1528 nucleotides long. Its product is annotated as exosome complex component RRP42. NCBI's taxonomy places the organism in Eukaryota, Viridiplantae, Streptophyta, Magnoliopsida, Rosales, Rosaceae. The transcript has 10 exons. Gene Ontology annotation, biological process: exonucleolytic trimming to generate mature 3'-end of 5.8S rRNA from tricistronic rRNA transcript (SSU-rRNA, 5.8S rRNA, LSU-rRNA); U1 snRNA 3'-end processing; nuclear mRNA surveillance. The coding region runs from base 361 to 1224 and encodes 287 amino acids. The record is from RefSeq and is a predicted model, not a curated record. Gene Ontology annotation, cellular component: nuclear exosome (RNase complex); cytoplasmic exosome (RNase complex).